AUGGUCCCGCGGCUGAGCAUGCCUCGUCUGAUACCACGACUCCUCCGCAACCUCGAGACCGCCCGCGCUCGUCCUCCUUCCACCGCACCUCUCCAUACACCACCACGGCGCAAGCAACAAGGACACGAUGUCGACUCACUGCCCCAACUUCCUUCUCUCAGUCCAGAAGGUCGCGCGCAGUCCAUCGUCCUCGACUCCCUGGAGCCGAUCAUGACCAUUGCAAGACACAAACGACAUAAGGCCCUACCCCCUGUAGUUAAGAUCCCCCAGCCGCGGAAUAAGGGCGACCAGCCCGUCCUGUACGUACGUGGGGAACCACGUCGCGCGAUGUCCACCGAGGAGCGUGCUCUCUGGGCCAAUCCCUACCUGCGGAUGCUGUCUACUCCCAUACGACAGUGCCUGUUAACGAAAAGAGUUUUACCCAAAGCUUUUCUUAUCCGGCUGGCUCCCAAACUGCUGCCUCCUACUCGCAUUGGGGGGAACCGGGCAGAAAUUCUAGCCCCAGAUGGCCUUGAGCACCCCAAUUUCAAAAGCCCGCGCGUCGGGAAUGGGUACCACAUAACUUGCUUCAAGGACGCCAUCACCAUGAUGGUCGGAAAGGCAGGCGUGCACAAGCGGGUGGGCAGAAAUGUGACCGUGCACAAAUAUCUGCAAGAACAGAUCGCCCACAUGCUGCGCGUUCGCGUCCUGCAGGAGAUGCAUAUACUCUCACUGAGUCUGCAGCGUGGGGAGAGGGGUGCGCUGGACGUGCCGAUUAUCCGGCGACUGACUCGCGCCGAGUGGAAGGGAGUCAAGUCUUCCGGCGCAGUCCCGUAUGCCAAUGCCGUUGCAGUCCUCGUGGUCCCUCCUGUGAAUACAAAUCCCAGCACGAAGAAGAGGCCUAAACCGAACAUGUCGACCGCGCCUACACCGGACUUCGUGGAUGGAUCCUCGAAAGGCAGCCGCUCUCUCCCGCUUUGCGUCAUGCAUCCGACAAGCAGUGAUCCGCUUGAUGCUCUCAUAGCAGAGGACGAAGAUCUGCCCAGACUCCUCCCUCAGUCAAGGGUGCCGUUGUAUAAUGGUAUCACCUUGUGCCCAGAUGUCUCGCAGCGUGCAGCUCUGCAUACGUCCCUUCUUCACCUGCUGCGUCUCGAACGCGUUGCGCGUUUCAAGCAGCACGCAUUAUUGCAUAGAAUGGAAGAGGCGCGUGCUCAAGCUUCAGGGAGCGCGAACGAGGAGCCAGAAAAGAAGCCUGGGCAGGAAGAUCUCCUUCCCGGCGAUGAGAAGGGUAGCCAUGCGUUUUUGCUGUGCUCAGACGAGUCUACGUUGCUGAGGGCGGAUGUAGCACCUCUUGCGAUUGCGCUGUGGAGAGUGCGGAUGUUCGAGGGUGGGGGGUGGGACGAGAAGUUGCUUGAGACCAGUGGUGGGUGGGCAUCAAGCGCAUGA
Messenger RNA from Sparassis crispa, 1425 nucleotides. RefSeq lists its product as hypothetical. Lineage: Eukaryota; Fungi; Basidiomycota; Agaricomycetes; Polyporales; Sparassidaceae. The record is from RefSeq and is a predicted model, not a curated record. The transcript is spliced from 4 exons. The coding region runs from base 1 to 1425 and encodes 474 amino acids.